AUGUCCUUCACUGAAGGAGACGCCAGGGGAGUAAAGCAGCCCCACAACGAUCCCCUGGUCAUAGUGCUGAAUAUAGAAGGGUUCAAUACCAAAAGGAUCCUUGUUGAUAACGGGAGCUCAGCGGAUAUCAUCUACUUCCCGGCCUUCCAGCAGCUGAGAUUAGAUCCAAAAAGGCUUCGCCCUUUUGACUCUCCACUCGUUAGUUUCAGUGGAGACAGGGUCUACCCCAGGGGUAUAGUGACACUGACAGUGACGGCAGGGACCUACCCAUUGCAAUUAACCAAACAAGUAGACUUCCUGGUGGUAGAUUGUCCCUCAUCCUACAAUGUCAUCAUUGGGAGACCCACCCUCAACAAGUGGAAGGCGGCAACGUCAACCUACUGUUUAAAGGUGAAGUUCCCAACAAACAACGGCGUGGGUGAAGUUAAAGGUGAUCAAGUCCUGGCAAGGGAAUGCUAUCAGGCCGUACUGGCAGGAAAGGAAAACCACACGUGGACGAUUGAAGAAAAAGAGGAAGACGGGAUGGAGACCUUGGAAACAGUGGAAUUGGUAGAAGGAAAUGCAGGUAAAACGACCAAGAUAGGGACGACGCUAAGCCCCGAGAUGAGAACAAGACUCAUAAAGUUCCUUAAAGAGAAUCUAGAUGUCUUUGCAUGGAGUCACGAGGACAUGCCAGGCAUAUCUCCAGAAGUUAUCCAACAUAGGCUGAAUGUGGAUCCCAGCAAGAAGCCCGUUCAGCAACGACGAAGAACCUUCGCCCCAGAGCGAGAUCAGGAAGUUGCAGAGGAAGUAACCAAACUCUUGACGGCUGGAUUCAUCCGAGAAGUAUAUUAUCCUGAAUGGCUUGCCAACGUUGUCCUGGUAAAGAAAGCAAACGGAAAGUGGAGAAUGUAUGUAGACUUCACCAAUCUGAACAAAGCAUGCCCAAAUGACAGCUUCCCUCUACCAAGGAUAGACCAACUCGUGGACUCCACCGCUGGACACAAGUUACUGACGUUCAUGGACGCCUUCUCAGGCCAGCAGAUUGGCAGGAACAUGGAGGUGUACGUGGACGAUAUGCUCGUCAAGAGCAAGGAAGAGCUCAAACAUCUGGACGACUUAGAGGAAACUUUUGCAACCCUCAAAAAACACCAGAUGAAGUUGAAUCCAAGCAAGUGUGCCUUUGGGGUAGCUUCGGGGAAGUUCUUGAGAUUCAUGGUGUCCCAAAGAGGAAUAGAAGCGAAUCCAAAGAAAGUACGAGCUAUCAUUGACAUGGCCUCACCCAAAACCGUCAAGGAUGUUCAAAAACUCACAGGAAGAAUAGCAGCUUUAAACAGGUUCGUCUCUAGGGCCACAGACAAAUGUCUGCCCUUUUUUAAGACACUAAAGCAGGCUUUUGCUUGGACCGACGAGUGCGAAGCGGCGUUCCAAGAGCUGAAGCAAUACCUGAGCAGUCCUCCUCUCCUAAGCCCGUCCAAAGAAGGAGAAAACCUAUACCUAUACCUGGCGGUGUCAGCCUCGGCAGUAAGUGCAACUUUGAUUAGAGAAGAGGGCAAGAAGCAACUCCCGGUUUACUACAUCAGCCAAGCUCUCCAAGGGGCUGAAUCCAGAUACCCAAGGAUCGAAAAGAUUGCGUUUGCACUGAUAGUGGCCUCGCGCAAGCUCAGGCAAUAUUUCCAGUCAAAUCCUAUUCUCGUAAUGACGGACCAACCAAUCAAGAAGUCAAUGAACCAGCCAGAAGCAGUAGGGAGAAUGGUCCAGUGGGCAAUUGAACUUAGUCAAUUUGACAUCGAGUACCAUCCCAGAACAGCGAUCAAGGCACAAGCUCUGGCGGACUUCAUCGUCGAAUUCACGUCCCCUGACGAAGACAUGAUUACAGACGAAGCAGAUAAACUAAUAAUACAGACUGAUGGUUCGUCAGCCCAAAAGAAGGGGGGAGUGGGGGUCAUCAUAACCACCCCAGACGGAGAAGUGCUGAAAUAUGGGGUCCAACUAAGGUUCCCAGCCACCAACAACGAAGCUGAAUACGAAGGAAUACUGACGGGACUGAGGCUUGGGAAAGCACUUGAUGCCAAGAAUUUGUUGAUCCAAAGUGAUUCAAAGCUAGUGAUUGGACAGAUCAGGGGAGAAUACGAGGCAAAAGAAGAAAGAAUGCAGAAAUACCUCAAGUUGGCAAGACAGCUAGCUCAGGAAUUCGAUACAGUGGAGUUCAUACAAAUCCCAAGAAGUCAGAAUAUGGGGGCUGACGAAGUCUCAAAGCUAGCGUCAUCAAAGGAAGAAGGGACUGGCACGAACCUGGCGAUGGAAGUCCAAAAACACCCUAGUAUCGAGGAAGUUGCAACCUUCGCCAUCCAGAGCACUGAUACUUGGAUAACGCCCAUAAUGUCCUUCCUCCAGGACGGGCACCUACCUCAAAACACCGAAGAAGCCAGAAAGAUCAAGAAGAGGGCAGCCAGAUUCACGAUCCUGAAUGACGUCUUGUACAAGAGAGGCUUCUCUAUGCCCUACUUGAAGUGUGUCGACGAGGAAGAGGCCAAAUACAUCUUGGAGGAGGUACACGGAGGAAUUUGCGGCGAUCAUGCCGGCUCCAGAUCCCUAGUAAACAAAGUGGUAAGGGCAGGAUAUUUUUGGCCAACCAUGCAGGUAGACGUUGCUGAGAUCGUCAGGAGGUGCGACAAAUGCCGACGAUACGGGAAUGUGCAGCGGCUUCCAGCAGAGAAAAUGACGACCAUAGCUUCCCCAUGGCCAUUUGCAUAA
Quercus robur (English oak) is the source of this 2736-nucleotide messenger RNA. RefSeq lists its product as uncharacterized. Bases 1 to 2736 code for a protein of 911 amino acids. The record is from RefSeq and is a predicted model, not a curated record. Lineage: Eukaryota; Viridiplantae; Streptophyta; Magnoliopsida; Fagales; Fagaceae. The transcript has 2 exons. Gene Ontology annotation, molecular function: nucleic acid binding; RNA-DNA hybrid ribonuclease activity.